AUAAUUUUGAACAAGUGUUUUAAAUUUAAAAUACGUGUAUUUGAAUGAGACAUAAGUUUUUUAGCAUAAAAUAAGUCUCAAAUAAAGUCUAAAACUAUUCAAUGGACUCAAAGGAUCCGAUUCUGAUCAGUAAAAUCCGGGACCGGAUCGCCGAGGAGGUGAACGCCCACCCGGAGCUGUACGACCGGUGCGAUGCGGACCGGGUGUCGCGAAAUGACUGGUCUAUCGAGCGGUACCUACAGCUCAACAAAUGCGAUGUCGACCUGUCGUACCAUAUGGUGAGGGAUGCCAUGCGAUGGCGUAAGUCGUAUGGCGUGAACGCCAGGACUGAUCUCGACUUUCCCAUUGAGUUUCACAAAAUCGGGGCUUUCUUUUCGUAUGCCGUCGACCGCAACGGACGGCCUAUUAUUUAUGGGAGGAUUAAGUUAUACAAGAAUUUUCCCAAAUUAGUCGAUGUUAUGAAGGAGUUUAUCAUUCAUAUUAUCAACAGAAUCGAUGAACAGUCACAAGAAUCGGGUUGGGGAAUGGUAUGGGACCUGCGAGGUGCGGGCCCCAGCAAUUGGGACAUAUCGUUCCUGACGUUCAUAAUGGGAAGUCUGAAGAACUAUUACCCCCGAGGAAUGGCAUACCUGUUGUGCUACGGCGUGAAUGCCUUUAUGAGUGGUUUCGUGAAAUUGGGACUCAAUUUGCUAAAUGAAGAGUCGAGGAGUAAAAUACAUAUUUUGAAAACCAAUGAAUUGCAUGAUUAUAUCGCACCCGACAAUGUACCCGAUUUUAUGGGUGGGAAGUGCACCCAAAGCUACACACAUGUACCGGAUGGGGCCCGGGAGGCAACGGUGGUGGGCAUUGAAAGGGGCUUAGAGAUGGCUAAGAGGAAUGGUAAGCCGCCUAACCUCGUAAUGAACCACAAGUCACCUACAUCUCCAACCACACCAACCAUCGCGAGACUUAAAGGUCUGGACUCUACGGGAUCCGCACCGCCCACCCCCUCCCUAAACGUCAACCGUUUGGCGUACAAUGUCUCGCAGUUUAACGAAGACUUUAUACCCAUUCCGACGACAACGGAGGAGAAGAUCCGGAAGUUUAAGCCCGACGUCUCCCGAAACGCGUGGAUCAGGCGUUUGAAAGGACUCCUACCCAUCAGUCUAUGGCUACCGGAGUAUAAAUAUAAGGAGAAUCUGUUAACAGAUAUUAUUGUCGGCAUUACUGUCGCUAUAUUUCAAGUGCCACAAAGUAUGGGCUAUUGUCUGAUAGCACACGUGCCGCCAAUCUAUGGCCUGUACUCAGCCUUCUUCCCGGCCCUCUUCUACACCCUAUUCGGCACAGGAUUUCACUCGGCUUUCGGUCCCUUC
Oppiella nova is the source of this 1352-nucleotide messenger RNA. The record is from the annotation of a GenBank genome assembly. NCBI's taxonomy places the organism in Eukaryota, Metazoa, Arthropoda, Arachnida, Sarcoptiformes, Oppiidae.